Molecule: messenger RNA, 1662 nt
Organism: Xenopus tropicalis (tropical clawed frog)
Lineage: Eukaryota; Metazoa; Chordata; Amphibia; Anura; Pipidae
Gene: erlec1
Product: endoplasmic reticulum lectin 1
Exons: 14
Coding region: 37-1482 (481 amino acids)
Biological process (GO): endoplasmic reticulum unfolded protein response; ERAD pathway
Cellular component (GO): endoplasmic reticulum; endoplasmic reticulum lumen
Source: RefSeq, marked provisional
UCGGGAUAGCGGCUGCUUCUCCGUGCCGCGGAGAGAAUGCGCAGGAGUGACCGGUUACGGUGUGCCGGUGCUUCGCUGCUAGUGGUCUUAUGCGGCGUGUUCCGUUCCUCCUUUGGCGGCAGAACACUACCAGCCCUCAGUGAUGACAUCCCAUUCCGGCUCAAGUGGCCCGGGCCAGACUUCACUCUGCCUACAGCAGGUAUACCCUACAAAGAGGAUAACUACAUCAUCAUGACCACUGCUGACAAAGAAAAAUAUAAGUGUUUGCUUCCUCUAAUGGCCAAUGGAAAUGAGGAACAAGAUGGUGAAUACAAAGGGCCUAGCCCUGGUGCACUACUGGAGCCACUCUUCAAACUAAGCAGCUGCUCAUACAGGAUUGAAUCAUACUGGACAUAUGAGGUGUGCCAUGGAAAGUACAUUCGGCAGUACCAUGAAGAGAAAGAAACUGGGCAGAAAUUGAGCAUACAAGAGUAUUAUCUGGGAAAGAUGAUGAAAAAGAGCACUACAGAAGCAGGUGAAAACCAGGAAGAGAAAGAGAGUACAGAAAGCCCUAAAGAAAUUUAUACAAAAAACAUUGAAGGGCAGAUGACACCAUACUAUCCAGUAGAGAUGAUAAAUGGGACACCAUGCAGUUUGAAACAGAACCAACCGCGGAGCAGCACAGUCAUGUAUAUAUGCCACCCUGAGUCAAAACAUGAAAUCCUGUCUGUAGCUGAAGUAACCACGUGCGAAUAUGAAGUUGUGAUACUGACUCCCCUGUUGUGCAAUCACCCUAAAUACAGGUUUAGAACUUCACCUAUAAAUGACAUAUUUUGCCAGUCGAUGCCAGGGUCGCCACUACGACCCCAGAGCCUGGUGAAACUUGAGCACCAGAAGGAAGAAAUCAAAUCUCCAUUAAAACCCAACAAAGAGGAAGAACAGCAGUUGCUGAGAGAGAAGUUCUCCACGAUUCACAAGCCGGUCACAGUGGGAUCUCAGCAGCAAGUAACUGUGGGAACUACUCACAUCUCCAGGCUGACGGAUGAGCAACUGAUUAAAGAGUUUCUUAGUGGUUCCUAUUGUUUUCAUGGGGGCGUUGGUUGGUGGAAAUAUGAAUUCUGCUACGGAAAAUAUGUGCAUCAGUAUCAUGAGGAUAAGGACACUGGAAAAACCACGGUUGUUGUUGGAACAUGGAAAGCUGAUGAGCACCAAGAAUGGGCUAAAAAGAACCUUGCAAGAGCGUACAUGACAACACCCGAUGGAGUCCAAACUGUAAAAACUGUAUCCCAUUUCUAUGGUGGUGGAGAUGUGUGUGAAGUAAGUGAGCAGCCAAGACAAGUAAUUGUGAAAUUAAAGUGCAAAGAGUCCGAGUCCCCUCACGCUGUUACUGUAUAUAUGCUUGAGCCACAGACCUGCCAGUACAUUCUCGGGGUGGAAUCUCCAGUAAUAUGUAAAAUUUUAGAUACCGCAGAUGAGAACGGACUCCUUUCAAUUCCCAACUGACGUGUAAAUGAAGUAAAACAGUCUUCCAGGACCCUGUAAUUAGUACAUAAUGGCAGACUGAGCACUGUACAAAGGAGAAUGAAUAUGAGCCAUCCUGUUUAUAUGUAUGUGUGUAUAUAUUGCAUAAUACAGAAACGUUUUAAAUAUGACAAUCUGUUAUAAAGUUCUCACUUGUUUUUA